AAGUGGAGCAGAAAAGCAGAGAAUAAUGAUUCAUGGGAGAAAGAAAAGCAUGAUGAGUAACUCACUGACAUCGCAAACCGAGCCCUACUCCUGCCCCUCCUUCAACUGGCAGGGACAGCAGAAAUUACAGAUAGAACAAAGGGGUGUAGAGGAAGAAAGGAGUGCAAACCCUCUCCUUUCUGUUCUCUAGACCUUUUUGUUUGGUUGGUUGGUUUUUGCCAGCUGAGUUCGUUUGUUCUUUAGCUUUAGAGGUUUUGUUGAGUUAGAUCUUGAGGUUUAUGGAAGACUUUUGGCAAGCCAACAACAAAAUUGGAGCUGAUGGUUUCAUGGCGGCGGCCAGUGAUCGGUGGUCUCCUCUCUGUCUGAUUUCCUUCGCCAGAAGCCAAACGAAGCAAUUGUGAGAGAGAAAGCUACAAAUCGAGCUAGAUGAAAGCACCGGCCUUUUCGUCGUCACCGCCGUCGCCGCCGCAGCAACAGCCAGGCCCGCCGUCAGCGGCUGUUUCACAGUCCGCUGCUCCUCCCAAGAAGAAGAGGAACCUCCCUGGAAACCCAAAUCCCGGCGCGGAGGUGAUCGCAUUGUCGCCCAAAACCCUACUGGCGACCAGCCGCUUCGUCUGCCAAGUGUGCGGCAAGGGGUUCCAGCGGGAGCAGAACCUGCAGCUCCACCGGCGCGGCCACAACCUGCCGUGGAAUCUGAAGCGGAAGAGCCCGGACGAGCGGCGGCGCGUGUACCUCUGCCCUGAGCCGACGUGCGCCCACCACGACCCCUCCCGAGCCCUCGGCGACCUCACCGGCGUCAAGAAGCACUACUGCCGCAAGCACGGCGAGAAGAGGUGGAAAUGCGACCAGUGCUCCAGGCGUUACGCCGUGCUGUCGGACUGGAAGGCCCACGCCAAGAUCUGCGGCACCCGCGAGUAUCGCUGCCACUGCGGCAUCCUCUUCUCCAGGAGAGACAGCUACAUCACCCACAGAGCCUUCUGCGAUGCACUGGCGCAAGAAAACGCGAGGCUUCCUCCAGCGACCGGAAUGAGCGGCGCCGCCAUCAGCGGCCACUUGUACGCAAACAAAGGCGUAAGCUACCUCGGCCUCCCGCAGUUCAACUCCCAUCUCCCGGCCGCCGGAGGUAGCACCAAUACCCACGAGCAAUCAUUCAACGUCGACGUCCCUCAUCUCGACACCGCCUCCUUCCGGCCACUCCCGCGCUCUUCCCAUGGUCAACCAUACCUCGCCGGCGAAGGCAGGUACGAUGAUCUCCAUGGAUUCAACUUCGAGGAUCCUCCUCCGUUGCUCGAAGGCGCCCAAUUUGGCUUCGGCGCCUCGUCGUCGUCCGGGAAUAAUUAUUUCAACAAGAACCUCAAUUUCUUCCCGACCGCCGGCAAGAAUGAGGAAGAUCAGAGUGGCGGCGGCCAUCUCGUGGGACCGGCGCCGGGAGGAGGCAACGACGCCACCGCCAUGCCAUUACUCCUCGCCAGCGAGCUAAUGGGCCACCAAGCAAUCGCCGGCUCCAACAUGUCGAUGACGCCAUCGCUCUACGACCCCGGCCCGUCUUUGCCGCAGUCGUCGGCCACCGUGACGCUCCGGAAGGCUGCCCAAUUGGGCGCCACGUCCAGCUUCACCGGUGGUAUCGGUGGUGGAUCCCUCAGAAGCAAUGAGAGGCAGUACCAAAAGACCAUGAAUUCGCUGGGCGGCGGCGAGUUCUCCUCCGACCAUCUAAUGGCUGCUGGCGGGUUCCGCCUGGCAAUGCAACCGGACGACGUGGAGAAGGAGAAAUUGAGCACAAGGAACUUCCUCGCGUCGGCGGCACCUUGAACGCACUGGGCGAUCAUACCUCCGGCGACAACUCCGUCGGACAAAACUACCGUCAAGGAAUCAAUCUCGACUGAGAUGCAUAUUAUUCAUAUUCCACGGCUUCCAAACAGACCUCCACAAAAAUCACCACCAUUAACAGAAGUUUCAUCCAACCGGAGAUCGAUCGGUGACGGGAGAUUGCAGCAAG
This is a messenger RNA of Zingiber officinale, 1996 nucleotides long. Its product is annotated as protein indeterminate-domain 4, chloroplastic-like. Gene Ontology annotation, molecular function: DNA-binding transcription factor activity. NCBI's taxonomy places the organism in Eukaryota, Viridiplantae, Streptophyta, Magnoliopsida, Zingiberales, Zingiberaceae. The record is from RefSeq and is a predicted model, not a curated record. The transcript is spliced from 3 exons. Bases 427 to 1809 code for a protein of 460 amino acids. Gene Ontology annotation, cellular component: nucleus.